This is a messenger RNA of Sphaeroforma arctica JP610, 163 nucleotides long. RefSeq lists its product as hypothetical. The transcript has a single exon. The record is from RefSeq and is a predicted model, not a curated record. Lineage: Eukaryota; Ichthyosporea; Ichthyophonida. The annotation marks the transcript as partial.
CGUUACCGAAGAUUCGAGCGAGGACGACGAUGGCGCAGUUGAGGACGACGAGAAUACCAUAGGUUUAGGCAACAACAGAUCAGUGCGCAGAGGCAAACUGAUCGGAAGUGGUGCAUUCGGGAAAGUGCACAGGGUCUGGGCCCCACCAGUGGAUCGCAUUUAG